AUGCAGGCUCAGCCGCUGCUCUACGAGUUCUUCAGCGAGGAGAACGCGCCCAAGUGGCGGGGGCUGCUAGUGCCCGCCCUCAAGAAGUAGUCGCUUCUUUGAAACUAUACUUCUGAGCCAACUGUACAACUCGCUGCUGCUUGUGGUGCUUGUAAGCACUUGGACAGCCACCCAGCCUGCUUGGAAACUGGUGCUACCCAAGAUCUCAACCAGCAAGAGUUCAUUCCUUUGGAGGAUGGUUUAUUCCAUGGUGUAGCAGAGAUUUAUUAAAUUUGGGAUGACCCUUACUGCUAAUUACUGGAGGACACAGACUGAGAAUUUGAGUCAAGUACGAACUAAGACUUUGGAAUUACUUGCUGCAUCUGAAGUGCAAGAUUUCUUCCAAGAAGAUGAGCCAUUUGUGAAGUUACCCUGCGUUAAAGAUGCUUGCUGCUGGAUAAAUUCCUUUGGGGGGGGAAGAGAAUUGUGAAGUCUAAAGUCAACAGUGAAGGAUAAUGAUGACAAGCUACCAUGGAUGACAAACUGGCCCUGCAAGUUCUCCUUCAGAUGCUGUCAAGAUAGACUCCACUGUACUCAGUUAAGAAGAAAAUGAUGUGUACUGAGAUGUUUCUCUGCCUCAUCGCUGUUAUUUUGAAGCAAUGAAAGUGUUGCAGAAAUCCCAGGUUGUGAUGAAAGACAGUAAUUGUGGUGAUGAGGUACAAGAAAAGGAAGUAAGAAUAACAGCUGGUGUCUGAAAUUGUAGUUACAGAGAUGGAAAGGUGAGAUGCUGGGGCUGAAGACAAAGGAUUCAAGACACGUGAAACACCAGAGCUGUUGGGUGCCUGGAGGUGGAAACUUUUAAUACACCUUGCAAAACGGACUCGGAAGGGACAUCUGCAAAGUGAUGCCUCUUCCAACAUUGGUGUUCCUUCACUAAUGGAUUAUGACCAGAAUAAAAUGUUCAGGUGCAAGUCCAUCCUAAACUUUCCUCUACUGAAGAUGCAUUGCAGUAUGUGGAGGAGUUAAUUCUCCAGUUGUUAAAUAUGUUGUGUCAAGCCCAACCAAGAAGUUUCCUGGAUGUAGAGGAUCGUGUUCAAAAAAGUUUUCCCCAUCCUAUUGACAAAUGGGCAAUAGCUGAUGCCCAGUCUGCUAUUGAGAAGAGGAAGCGAAGAAAUCCGUUAUCUCUCCCAGUAGAAAAAAUCCAUCCUUUAUUAAAGGAAGUUCUAGGCUACAAAAUUGACCACCAAGUGUCUGUUUACAUAGUGGCAGUAUUAGAAUACAUUUCUGCAGACAUCUUAAAACUGGUUGGGAAUUAUGUGCGGAAUAUAAGACAUUAUGAGAUUACAAAACAAGAUAUUAAAGUGGCAAUGUGUGCUGAUAAGGUAUUAAUGGAUAUGUUCCAUCAAGAUGUAGAAGAUUUAAGUGCACUAACUUUAUCUGAUGAGGAACCCUCCACCUCAGGGGAGCAAACCUAUUAUGACCUUGUAAAGUCAUUCAUGGCAGAGGUUCGACAAUAUAUAAGGGAACUAAAUCUCAUUAUCAGAGUUUUUAGAGAGCCAUAUGCCUCCAAUUCCAAAUUGUUUUCAUCUCAUGAUGUGGAAAAUAUAUUUAGUCGUAUAUCAGACAUACAUGAACUUAGUGUUAAGUUAUUGGGUCAUAUAGAAGACACCGUUGAAAUGACAGAUGAAGGUAGUCCUCAUCCCCUAGUAGGCAGCUGUUUUGAAGACAUGGCUGAGGAAUUAGCAUUUGAUCCGUAUGAAUCAUAUGCACAAGAUAUUUUGCGACCUGGUUUUCAUGAUCAUUUUCUAAGUCAAUUAUCAAAGCCAGGAGCAGCAUUUUAUUUACAGUCAAUAGGUGAAGGCUUUAAAGAAGCUGUUCAGUAUGUUCUACCCCGGCUGCUCCUGGCCCCUGUUUACCACUGUCUUCAUUACUUUGAACUGCUAAAACAAUUGGAAGAAAAAAGUGAGGAUGAAGAGGAUAAAGAGUGCUUAAAGCAAGCAAUAACUGCCCUACUUAAUCUUCAAAGCAGUAUGGAACGGAUAUGCUCCAAAAGUCUUGCAAAACGAAGGCUUAGUGAAUCUGCAUGCCGGUUCUAUACUCAGCAAAUGAAGGGGAAACAGCUGGCAAUUAAGAAAAUGAAUGAAAUCCAGAAAAAUAUUGAUGGCUGGGAGGGUAAGGACAUUGGACAAUGCUGUAACGAGUUCAUCAUGGAAGGAACACUCACACGUGUAGGAGCAAAGCAUGAGAGGCACAUAUUUCUAUUUGAUGGCUUGAUGAUUUGCUGUAAGUCAAAUCAUGGCCAGCCAAGACUUCCUGGUGCUAGCAAUGCAGAAUAUCGUCUAAAAGAAAAGUUCUUCAUGCGAAAGGUACAAAUCAAUGAUAAGGACGACACUAACGAGUACAGACAUGCUUUUGAAAUAAUCUUAAAAGAUGAGAACAGUGUUAUUUUUGCUGCUAAAUCAGCUGAGGAGAAAAACAACUGGAUGGCAGCAUUGAUAUCUUUGCAAUAUAGAAGCACGCUGGAAAGAAUGUUGGAUGUAACAAUGUUGCAGGAAGAAAAAGAGGAGCAGAUGAGAUUUCCAAAUCCUGAGCUUUACAGAUUUGCAGAACCCGACUCUGAAGAGAAUAUUGUGUUUGAAGAAAACAUGCAGCCCAAAUCUGGAAUCCCCAUCAUCAAGGCAGGAACUGUUGUCAAGCUUAUUGAGAGGCUGACUUACCACAUGUAUGCAGAUCCCAACUUUGUUCGGACUUUUCUCACGACAUAUAGAUCCUUCUGUAAACCUCAAGAGUUGCUGAGUCUGCUAAUAGAAAGAUUUGAAAUUCCAGAGCCUGAGCCCACAGAAGCUGAUCGUAUUGCUAUGGAAAAUGGAGACCAGCCUCUUAGUGCAGAGUUAAAACGAUUUAGGAAAGAGUACAUUCAACCUGUGCAGCUACGAGUAUUAAAUGUGUGUCGACACUGGGUAGAACACCACUUCUAUGACUUUGAAAGAGAUGCUGAUCUUCUGCAGCGUUUAGAGGAAUUCAUUGGAACAGUAAGAGGCAAAGCGAUGAAGAAAUGGGUUGAAUCUAUCACAAAGAUCAUCAACCGGAAGAAGCAGGCACAAGCCAUUGGGCAAAGUCACAACAUUACUUUUGAGAGCCCUCCUCCGGCGAUUGAAUGGCACAUAAGCAAACCAGGACACACAGAGACUUUUGACUUGCUCACUUUGCAUCCAAUCGAAAUUGCUCGGCAGCUUACUUUACUUGAGUCAGAUUUUUACAGAGCUGUGCAGCCAUCUGAACUAGUUGGGAGUGUGUGGACAAAGGAAGAUAAAGAAAUUAAUUCUCCCAAUCUUCUCAAAAUGAUAAGGCAUACAACUAACCUCACUUUGUGGUUUGAAAAAUGCAUCGUAGAAACAGAAAACCUGGAGGAAAGAGUUACUGUAGUGAGCCGGAUAAUUGAAAUCCUGCAAGUAUUUCAAGAGCUAAACAACUUUAAUGGUGUCCUUGAGAUUGUCAGUGCUAUGAACUCCGCAGCAGUGUAUAGGUUGGAUCACACAUUUGAGCAAAUUCCAAGUCGCCAGAAGAAGAUUUUAGAAGAAGCUUAUGAGCUGAGUGAGGAUCAUUAUAAGAAAUACUUGGCAAAACUCAGGUCCAUUAAUCCUCCUUGUGUGCCUUUUUUUGGGAUUUACUUAACUAACAUUUUGAAAACAGAAGAAGGCAACCCUGAAUUUCUAAAGCGACAUGGGAAGGAACUUAUAAACUUCAGCAAGAGAAGAAAAGUAGCUGAAAUCACAGGAGAGAUACAGCAGUACCAGAACCAGCCGUAUUGUUUAAGAGUGGAAUUUGACAUCAGGAGAUUUUUUGAAAACCUGAAUCCAAUGGGAAACAGCAUAGAGACGGAAUUUACAGAUUACCUGUUCAACAAGUCACUGGAGAUAGAGCCACGAAAUGUCAAGCCUCCACCAAGAUUUCCCAAAAAAUAUAGCUAUCCUCUCAAGUCCCCAGGUGUUCGCCCCUCUAAUCCAAGGCCUGGUACCAUGAGACAUCCUACACCCCUGCAACAGGAGCCACGGAAAAUCAGUUACAGCCGCAUCCCAGAGAGCGAGACUGAAGCAACAGCAUCUGCACCAAACUCUCCUCGAACACCUUUGACUCCUCCCCCUGCUUCUGCUACUUCGAGUACUACAGAUGCCUGCAGCGUGUUUGACUCGGAUCCUUCAAGUCCUUUUCAUGCAAGAUCUGCUUCUGUGUCAUCCAUAAACUUCACCAAAAAUUCAGAUGAAGCUCAUGUCCCUCCUCCAGUUCCUCCACGAAGACGACCAGAGUCUGCCCCAGCUGAAUCCUCCCCAUCAAAAAUAACUUCUGUGCACCUGGACAGCCCACCAGCAAUCCCUCCUAGGCAACCAACCUCUAAAGUGUAUUCACCAAGGUACUCAGUGCCUGAUCGGACCUGCAUCUCUGACCCCCCUGAAAGCCCUCCUGUGUUACCACCACGAGAACCUGUGCGAACUCCAGAUGUUUUCUCUAGCUCACCACUACACCUCCAACCUCCACCACUGGGCAGAAAAAGCGAACUUGGUAACACUUUUUUCCCAAACAGUCCUUCUCCGUUUACUCCCCCUCCCCCUCAGACACCUUCUCCACAUGUAGCACGGAGGCAUCUUCCAUCACCACCUUUGAUACCGCAAGAUGUGGACCUCCAUCCUGUUGCUGGACCACCUGUUCCUCCACGACAAAGCACUUCUCAACAUAUCCCAAAGCUUCCUCCAAAAACUUACAAAAGGGAGCACACACACCCAUCGAUGCAUCGAGACGGACCACCGUUGCUGGAGAAUGCCCACUCCUCCUGAACUAUCCCUUGCACUGGGAGUCGCGUUUUCCUGGUGCUACGUCUGUUGCUGGCAAUGGAUGCACUGGACCUGGUGGUGCCAAGGAGUUGGGAUGUGUAUGCCAAACACUAAAAACUCUCCAAUAGAUUGGAAAUGCAGUGUACAGAAAUGGAAUUGCAAAACCAGACAUUCUAGUGGGAAAAAAAAAUGGUUAACUUGUACAUGUACACAACUUCUUGGUUUAGUAUGCGGGACAUUGUUCUAAAGUAAUUGGACAACUGAUUGUACCAGAAAACAGACUUGAGAGACUUCUUUGGCCAAUGAGCAGAGACUGUGUUUGUGUAAUGAUCAAUAAUGUCCAGUACAGGAAGGAAAACAGUCUUGUAUCCAUCAGUUCCAUACAGUGGCACAGUUUUUGGAAUUAAAACAUUAUGCACUUUUUUUAAAUCUCAAACAGGGAACUUUAUAUCCUUCUUAAUCUUCCUUUGCUUUACUCCCUGCUUUAAAAUACCUUCCUAAAAUUAUGAGAAGGACUGUGAGGAAGAUCUGUGGUACCUAACCGAGCUAGAAUUAAGGCGAAGCACUGUAUUGCGGUCCUGUUUACAAGUUGUUACAAUGAGCAGUAGGGGGUACCUAGGCUUCACCAAAGAGGUACUUUAUUAUUAUUUUCUGAAAUACUAUGGUGCCAGUUCAAAAAUAAAUUUUUGCCAGGAAGCAUAAUGUCUAAUUAUUGCUUUCUUUAGAUAGAGCAGAUGAAAGUCUUACAUCAUUAAGAUGACAGCAAGUUUUCUUUUAAGAAGCAGCACUAUCAUCCGAAGUAAAUAUACUACUACAUUUAGAAGACUGUUAAUCUCUGCUAGGUUAUGUCACGUUCCUUUUAAGGUUUACUGAUAAUCCAUUUCAUGGCUAGUAGCUGCUCUUUUUCAGUCACGCCAUGAAAACAGUCACUUGUGAAAAGGAGCACUCACUUGUCAACUUCCAUAGCUAUUGUCAUGUUUUACUAACAAUAGAUUAAUCAGCAUACAUAGGAUUGCCUUGCAGUUGCAUAAAUCAUGUGUAUAUAGUGAACGUUGCAUAAAUAUACUUGCAAAUUGUUUUUAAUUUAAUUGAAAUAAAGAUACAGAUAUGUUCAGCUGA
This is a messenger RNA of Pezoporus occidentalis (night parrot), 5927 nucleotides long. It is a transcript of the gene SOS1, whose product is annotated as SOS Ras/Rac guanine nucleotide exchange factor 1. The transcript has 24 exons. The coding region runs from base 1023 to 4811 and encodes 1262 amino acids. The record is from RefSeq and is a predicted model, not a curated record. Lineage: Eukaryota; Metazoa; Chordata; Aves; Psittaciformes; Psittacidae. Gene Ontology annotation, biological process: positive regulation of GTPase activity; Ras protein signal transduction. Gene Ontology annotation, molecular function: DNA binding; structural constituent of chromatin; guanyl-nucleotide exchange factor activity. Gene Ontology annotation, cellular component: nucleosome; plasma membrane.